Messenger RNA from Sycon ciliatum, 2803 nucleotides. RefSeq names its product polyadenylate-binding protein 4-like. The coding region runs from base 490 to 2184 and encodes 564 amino acids. The transcript is spliced from 8 exons. Gene Ontology annotation, molecular function: poly(U) RNA binding; mRNA 3'-UTR binding; poly(A) binding. Lineage: Eukaryota; Metazoa; Porifera; Calcarea; Leucosolenida; Sycettidae. The record is from RefSeq and is a predicted model, not a curated record. Gene Ontology annotation, cellular component: ribonucleoprotein complex; nucleus; cytosol.
UGCUUCUAGAAUUCUCGCGUUAGUUGUUGUCUUUCUGUGGCAAGACAUGCGAAUAUUUUCUAGACCAGUAAUUAUAACGAUUGUUGCAUAUCCCAGUACCUGUAUCGUUCAGCUGCUUGUUGUGUCCUAGCGUUCCAAUAAGUUUGCAGUGCACCUCGAUCUCGACUUUGAAUGCAAUGUGCUCUUAGCGGACUCUGUUGUCAUUGAUAGGGAACUGCAUGUUACAUGACAUUCUGGUCGUUAGUGAAGUUUGCUUCCCCUACUGUUAGCUGCGACUGUGUUCGCGCUCUGGACGACUGGCAGCUCGACAAAGUGCUCAUUUGAACACACACACGCGACUUCUAGCUGCCGCAGCAACGAGUUUCAGGAGCGUCGCCAGAUCGGUAACAACUGCGACAAUCUGAUCAAGUCUGCUGCUACUGAGUCUGGACAUUUGGAGUGGGCUGUUUAUACCAGUACCCUACUAUUAAAGUUAAUAACUAAUUGAAGAUGGCCGCGUCCUCAUCUAACCCGGCUUCUAAUGAUGCAUGCAGUCUGUACGUCGGAGACCUUCACCCUGAUGCCACAGAGGCCGCAAUCUUUGAAAAGUUUUCGGCCCAGGCACCUGUGAUGUCCAUAGGCGUCACCCGUGAUCAAGUCACACACCGCUCUCUUCGCUAUGCUUAUGUCACCUUCAAGGAUCCGAAAGAUGCCGAAAAGUGUAUGGAUGUGCUAAAUUUCGAGCCGCUCUUUAAUCGCCCAAUGCAUAUCAUGUGGUCUCCACGUGAUGCCGCACUGCGCCAAUCCGGGGGAUGUACUAAGGUCUUUAUCAAGAACCUGGACAGAGCACUCACUACCAGCAAGGAUGUGCAUGAUGCAUUUAGAUCUUUCGGAGAGAUUGUGUCCUGCAAGGUUGCUUGUGACGACAGCGGCCAGUCCAGAGGGUACGGCUAUGUUCACUUCACGGACCGUGAAGCUGCCCAGUCAGCUAUUGACAGUGGCGUGCUGGUGAAUGACCGCAAGGUGGUUGCCAGCCGCUUCAUGUCACCACGUGAGCAUAUCGAGAAGCUUGGCAGCACCAGCGUUUACAUCAAGAACUUCCCAGAUGACAUCGAUGGUGAUGAGAAACUCGAGGCGAUGUUCGAAUCGUUUGGGAAAAUCUUCAGUGCCAAAGUUAUGUUCGAUGAAAGUGGAAAAGCGCGUGGAUUUGGCUUUUGCAAUUUCGAGUCUCCGUCUGAUGCUGAGAAGGCUAUUCGUGAGAUGAACGGAAAACCCAUGGGCGGAGGAAAGAAUCUGCAUGUUGAACGGCAUGUGAAGAGGGACGGGAAGCCGAAAGACCAGCGCGGUAAAACCUACCCUGGUGUCAACCUUUACGUUAAGAACAUCGAUGACACCAUUGACGAUGAUCGCCUGGAGAAGGAGUUCUCUUCCUAUGGAAGUAUCACCUCUGUCAAGGUCAUGAGGGAUGAUAGGGGACAUAGCAAAGGAUUCGGCUUUGUCUGUUUCGCUAGUUCCGAGGACGCUGGCAAGGCGUUGCGGGAAAUGAGUGGGAAAAUGAUCGGUACUAAGCCACUGUACGUUGCCCUUGCUCAACGCAAGGAGGACCGACAGGCUCAGUUAUCCCAACAGUACACGCAUGCACCACCGGCAAUGCUUAUGCAGCAGCCACCUCAGCAACCACCUCAGCAGCAGCAACAGACCGGUUACUGGGUAACCAUAAGGCCAAAUCCACUUACGUCCUAUUGUGUGCAGGCUGCCGGUCAGCAGAUGCCGGUGUUCCAGCCUCAAGUCUACUAUCCCAUGCCACCGCCACCACCGCAGGCAGCAGCAGCAGCAGCUACAGCAGCUCACCCGCGAGCUCCCUUCAUGCCUCGACCGUCUGGCAUGCAACCGCCGCCACCGCAGGGCAGGUUCCAGCAGAUGAGGCCACCCAGCCAGAACCCACACGGGAUGAUGCCACCGGCGGGUGCCUAUGGCGCCAAUGCUGCUAGCAACGUGCACUAUUGGCCGCAGGCCAGUCAUCCCCAGGGACAGGCGGCGGCCGCGGCGUAUCCUGCUGGUGCUGUGCCUGCAGCCGGUCACAUUGGCGCGGGGGGUGCUGUCUCCACAGCUGCUCGGUCCAGCUCCAACGCUGAACACUUCAAUGGACUGUUGUAUCCACCUCAUCCACGUGGUGGCCCAGCCCGGGGUCAUCAGUACCGGUAACCCAAAUGUGGAAGCUGCUGCUUUGCAGAGAGUGUGCAUCUCCGGUUUUCUUCAAGCGUAAGCUGGCCCCGGAAAGCAAGCAGCGGACAAGAUCACUGGGCACUCUUGACGGUAGACCAUGCAGAGAUUGCGUGCGCAGGACCAACUUAAAUUCUCUUCCAGCUGAUAGUGGCUCUGAAAACACGUCUGUGUUGCGGACGCCAUACCAGCAGAUUGUGGAGAUCAGUACAUGCAACCCUGGAGAGGAGGUGAUUGUCACCGCCAUCUUCUUUACUGACACCAGAUUGUGUGUCCAACUGUUUAUGGUUCUUGUACACUGUGGCUCACCAAUAACAUGGGCGCGUGAUGUCAACAUGGAUACUGGAAAGACUUACCUAGUUAGGUUGUCUCGGUUACAACUAGCAAGUCCGAUGGAAAUUACGAUUGCUUCUGUUGCUGGAGAAUCGUAAAUGCACUACUCCUGACAAUCAAAAAUAUACUUGAAAAAAAAUGUUAGUCACGGAACAAAGUUCAUUUUUGUAGAGUCUGGUUACUGCGUAUGUAGGACUGUUGCUACUGUAGAGCUUGAGUGGAAUUCCACAUUAAUAUAUACAAGUACAUGCAAUUGUCGUCUUGGAAA